Ceutorhynchus assimilis (cabbage seed weevil) is the source of this 1673-nucleotide messenger RNA. NCBI's taxonomy places the organism in Eukaryota, Metazoa, Arthropoda, Insecta, Coleoptera, Curculionidae. The record is from the annotation of a GenBank genome assembly.
GUACGAUUAAAAGCCCCCCAGAUAUUGUUAUUAAUCUGACCUUUCGUCAGUGGAAUUAAAAUCAACCAUUAACUCCAGUCUCAGCUAGUGUUUCGGCUAGUUAGGUGCGUCAAAAGUACGGGUAAUUCAAUAGUGACUAUACCGAUUCCAGGAUGCUGUGGAAGAUUUUCGGCUUUUUCCUAAUUUUAGGAACAUGUUUGGCUGAAAUAGAACUACCAAAUCAUCCAACAAAUUUGGACGAGGUUCCAGCAAUCAAGCAGAGAUGCGAAGAAAAGGGAAAGACUGAUACUUAUGACAGAUUAAAGGUCGCCAUAAACGAAACCAGAAAAUGCCUGGAAACCAAAAUCGACCCGACCAAAGUCAAAGAUGAAUUAGAAGAAGCAAAGAAAACUGGUUCUAUGGAUGAAGUAUUUAGCAAGUACUGCAACAAGAGAUCAGAAUAUAAAGAAUGUAUUUUGAAAACUGUAAAUGUAACCAAAGAAUGCAUGGAUGAGUCUGAAAGUAAUGCUGUGGAUACUGUUAUAAGGGUUAUUGAAGAAAUUGGCGACUUUGCUUGUUAUAGAGACGGAGAUAGACUUGCAAUGUUUAUAGCUGAAGGCGGUUCCGAAUGCGUCAGCUCUCGUAGCGAACAAAUUAAAACUUGCAUUAAUGAAACUUUAAAAAUUGACACAAGCAGCAUCAGUUUCACUUCCCUUCCCACCAACCUUCCCAAUUGGAAAAUUGACAAAAAGAAAUGCGACGACCUUAAAACGAUCCAGGAUUGCGUAGUGACAGAUCUAGAAAAGAAUUGCAAGGAUACUACUCCUGCAAAUAUUAUAGACGCUCUCUUCAAAUUCGUCAAGAAGACAACUUGUAAGAACAUCAAGAAACGAAAUACACAUCAUUGGAAAAUAAAAAGGGAUCUGAAUAUACACGCGAUCAGAAUGAUAAAUUCAUCAGCGAUUCAUCAGAGGUUUGCUGAGGAAUGUAAAAAAAAUGGUGGCGAAGAAGCUUAUGAUCAAUUUUGGAAUGCUCUACACAAUUCCCAGUCCUGCUUUGAGCAUAACCGUAUUUUCGUAACCCCAAAACAAGAAUAUUUGAACACCUUACGAAGAUGUACUGACGAUCAUGUUACUAAGUUGGAAAGUUGUUUUCCAGAUGAUUUGAAGUUUUAUCCGAAAUUACUGAUCGAGGUUGUGGAAGCUUUGAUUGGAUUUUCUUAUGAUCAUUUGAAUCUUAACAAACUUACUCCACAAAGUGACAUAGUAUUCUGCCUUCAAAGAUUAAGAACAUCAGGGGCAGUUCAGAAUCUUUCGGAAUGUAUCCAGGGAAAAACUCCUGUUCAAAGUGACGUUCUAAAUUACCAGUUGCCCAACAAAACAUCAGUAUGCAAAUUAUGGGGUGAAAUGGAUGAAUGUUUUAACAAUUUCAUAAAAAGGACAUGCGCUCCAGAUAUAGCUGUUGAUGUGAUUUUAGGCAACUUCACUGAAGCUUUACUGAAACCAUGCAGAACCUAAUGAUAAUACCCAAUGGUAUUCGAUGGUAUUACAGUAGAAUUACACAAAAAAAGCCAAAGAAUAUUUGAACCAUUUGUUAAGAAUCAUUCCAAUUUAUAUAGGUACGUUUUUGUAGAAAAAUGAAAAAAAAAUUAUCGCAGAUUGAAAUCAUUUCUAAUAAAUAAUUCAAACAAACAA